This is a messenger RNA of Polychytrium aggregatum, 1039 nucleotides long. RefSeq lists its product as uncharacterized. Gene Ontology annotation, biological process: regulation of transcription by RNA polymerase II; chromatin remodeling. The record is from RefSeq and is a predicted model, not a curated record. The coding region runs from base 1 to 639 and encodes 212 amino acids. Gene Ontology annotation, molecular function: chromatin binding; transcription coactivator activity. The transcript is spliced from 2 exons. Gene Ontology annotation, cellular component: SAGA-type complex; nucleus. Lineage: Eukaryota; Fungi; Chytridiomycota; Chytridiomycetes; Polychytriales.
AUGGCGCCCUCGACAUCUGCACCGACCACAGCCGCCAGUACUCCAAGCCCAUCCAAGUCAAGCAAUUCCCACGACGACCACCUGCACUUGAACUACCGCCGGUCGCAUGCACCCUUCAACCACACCAGCCGCAAGCAGCUCUCGCCCAAGCGAUCGGUGCCGUCGUCGAUGCUGUCCGACAAGGAACGCAACAAGAUUGUCCGGCUCGAUGUGUACGAAAAGUUCCUCAACAACCCGGCCAUCCUGCUCUACAACCUCGACUACCGUAAGCGCGCGCUCGAGGCCGUCCAGCGGGAACAGGACCAGCUCAAGGAUGCCGACAUGAUCUUGAAGGAGACCGAAAAGACUCGUGGCGGCGGUCGUCGACAGCGAGGACGCCCGGGCAACGCACGAGCCCGGGCUCCCUUCGAAAUCACCGAGCUGACCGAGGGAUUCGCCGAGCUGUCUUCCGACGAAGUAGCCUUCUGCACCAGCAUCUCGCUCAACCCCCGAACGUACAUCAAGGGCAAGAAGGCCCUCAUUCUGGAAUACGAAACCCGCGGCCCAUUCAAGAAGAAGGACGCUCAUCGGGUGUGUCGCAUCGAUGCCAACAAGAGUGGCAAGCUCUACGACUGGAUUAUCAAGCAGGGUUGGAUGUGACCAGAGCACAGCGGCGUUGGCUCUUGCGAAUGUGGUGCGAGCCUGUAUUGGCAGCCGUGCGGACACAGAGUGGUCAAAGACCGACUCGGGCAGGACAGUCAUUACGCCGUGGAUAGAGGGAUUUGGAACCCGCCGCUGUUGCUGGAAGGAGCGAGAAACAGAUAGACACAUGAACAGUCCUCAAGACAGCCGUCGGGGAAGUGUGGAAUAAAGAGCGGAAUAAUAAACGAGCUAGCUGCAACCGAGCCAAGCGGCAGACAGGGUGGAUCGGAGAAAAGAAAGGAAGCCGGGGAAAAAGGAAACGAGAAGACAAACUGGAGGUAGCAACGGGCAAAGCGGACGAGAAACGGCCUGUGACGGCCUGUGAUGGUCUGUGAUGGUCUGUGAUGGCCUGUUUCGA